CAUGUCUCGUAUCCACAGCAUUUCCAGAACUCUGGCCCCAAGAACCUGCUGUGAAUUAGAGACCGAUUUCUCCCGGGACAUCAGUGACCCUGGCCUCCCUCAUCCUGGGAAGGUCAACACUAUUCCAGUAUCCUUUCUACUCUUAUACUGGUGGUUAGUGGUGGUGGGGGGGGGGAGACUAGGUGAGAAGGUGUGGUCAUGGAGUGUGUUUUCUAAGUUACUGUGCUAUCCAAGAAAGUCCUGAUGUUUCAGGACUGCCUUCUCUUUUCCCAGUGCUGCCUGUCUCUAAAGAAAAAAAGAGGAUACUGAGAGAAAAAAUUUUUGUUACACAUCAAAAAGUUAAAGUUCAGCUCUGGCUUCUCUGAAAUCAGCUUCUCUAAUAGAGGAAACCUGAGGAAGAUCAGCAGUUUGAAAACCAUGGCCCAGGUGCCGUUGACAUUUAGUGAUGUUGCCAUAGACUUCUCUCAGGAGGAGUGGGAAUGCCUAAAUUCCGAUCAGAGGGAUUUGUACAGAGAUGUGAUGUUGGAGAAUUAUACUAACUUGGUCUCACUGGACUUUGAUUUUACAACUGGGACCAACAAGUUAUCUUCAGAAAAAAGCAGUUAUGAAGUAAAUUCAUACCAUCGGGAGACAAUGAAAAGAAGUAAAACCUUCAACCUUAUGAGGUUUAUUUUCAGAAAUGACCCACAGUGCAGAAUUGAAUUUGGGAGAGAACAGGGGCCUAACAUGGGAUGUUUUAGUCAAAUGACAUUUAUAAAACAUAUAUCUCUUCCUCUACAUCAGAGAAUUCACACUAGAGAGAAAUCCUAUGAAUGUAAGGAAUGUAGGUGGGGCUUUAGAAAAUAUUCACACCUUACCGAGCAUUUGAGAGGCCAUAAUGGUGUGAGACCCUAUGAAUGUAAGGAAUGUGGAAAAGCCUUUAUAGUUCUCCAGCAUUUUAUUAGACAUAAAAAAAUUCACACUGAUUUAAAACCCUAUGAAUGUAAUGGAUGUGAGAAAGCCUUUAGGUUUUAUUCACAGCUUAUUCAACAUCAGAUCAUUCAUACUGGUGUAAAACCCUACGAAUGCAAGCAAUGUGGGAAGUCUUUUAGACGUUAUUCUCACCUUACUGAACAUCAAAAAAUUCAUAUUGGUUUGAAACCCUAUGAAUGUAAGGAAUGUGGGGAAACUUUCAGAUUGUACCGACAUAUGUGCCUACAUCAGAAAAUUCAUCAUGGUGUGAAACCCUAUAUAUGCAAGGAAUGUGGGAAGGCCUUUGGUCAUCGUUCAAGUCUUUAUCAACAUAAGAAAAUUCAUUCUGGUGAGAAACCAUAUAAAUGUAAACAAUGUGGAAAGGCCUUUGUUCGCAGCUAUCUACUUAUUGAACAUCAGAGAAGUCAUACUGGCGAGAAGCCACAUGAAUGUAAGGAAUGUGGGAAGGCCUUUAGUAGGGGUUCAAGCCUUCUUAAACAUAAGAGAAUUCAUAGUAGUGAGAAACUCUAUGAUUGUAAGGACUGCGGGAAGGCCUUCUGUAGAGGCUCUCAACUUACACAACAUCAAAGAAUUCAUACUGGCGAGAAGCCACAUGAAUGCAAAGAAUGUGGGAAGACAUUUAAGCUUCAUUCGUACCUUAUUCAACAUCAGAUAAUUCAUACUGAUUUGAAACCAUAUGAAUGUAAACAAUGUGGGAAAGCCUUCAGUCGUGUUGGAGACCUUAAAACACAUCAGUCAAUUCAUGCAGGGGAAAAACCCUUUGAAUGUAAGGAAUGUGGAAAAACCUUCAGACUUAAUUCUCAACUGAUUUAUCAUCAGACAAUUCACACUGGUUUGAAACCAUAUAUAUGUAAAGAAUGUAAGAAGGCCUUUCGUUCUAUCUCAGGUCUUUCUCAACAUAAGAGAAUUCAUACUGGUGAAAAACCCUAUGAAUGUAAAGAAUGUGGUAAGGCCUUUAAUCGUAGUGAUCGACUUACUCAACAUCAGAGAAUUCAUACUGGUGUGAAACCACACAAAUGUAAGGAAUGUGGAAAGGCCUUUACUCGUUGCUAUCAACUUACUCAACAUCAAAGAUUUCAUAGUGGUGAGAAACUCCUGAUGUAAUGAGAGUCAGAAAGCAUUUAGCUUUGGCACAUCCUUUUACCAUUAUCACUAUUCUACCGCCUAAUGAUGUUAUGGUAAAGAUUAUUUAACACAAAAUUUAAAUGCUUAGAGGGGCAUCUGGCACAUAGUAUUUGCUUACUAAGUACUGUGGUUCUUUAAUGAUAAUCACCAUUAUUACUAUACAUAAAUUCAUGUGGAAGGAAGACCCUAUAAUGCAUAUUUUUUAAAUGCAUCAGUGUUCAUCCAUAUUUUCUUCAGAUAAUUAAUUCUGGACAAAAUCCCAUAGAAUAUACUAAACAAGACACUUUUUUAUUCAAAGCUCAACUCCCUGAAGAUUAAUAAUAAGAAACGCUGUGCCUAGGCACCUGGGUGGCUCAGAUGGUUAAGCGUCUGCCUUUGGCUCAGGUCAUGAUCCCAGGGUCCUGGGAUCGAGUCCCACAUCAGGCUCCCUGCUCAGUGCAGAGCCUGCUUCUCCCUCAC
This is a messenger RNA of Zalophus californianus (California sea lion), 2556 nucleotides long. RefSeq names its product zinc finger protein 404 (gene ZNF404). The record is from RefSeq and is a predicted model, not a curated record. Gene Ontology annotation, biological process: regulation of transcription by RNA polymerase II. Bases 418 to 2076 code for a protein of 552 amino acids. NCBI's taxonomy places the organism in Eukaryota, Metazoa, Chordata, Mammalia, Carnivora, Otariidae. Gene Ontology annotation, molecular function: RNA polymerase II cis-regulatory region sequence-specific DNA binding; DNA-binding transcription factor activity. The transcript is spliced from 4 exons.